AUCGACUUCUCUUUCGUUUUGUUGUUCAGCUGCAGAAAUUAGGGUUAGCUUCGUUCCGUUCGCGUCGUUGAGUUGCAGAGAUGGCGAAGUCAAAGAAUCACACCGCUCACAACCAGUCCUACAAGGCUCACAAAAAUGGCAUCAAAAAGCCAAAGAGGCAUCGCCACACUUCAACCAAAGGAAUGGAUCCUAAGUUUUUGAGGAAUCAGAGGUAUGCAAGGAAGCACAACAAGAAAAAUGGUGAAAUUGCCACCGAAGAAUAGGAAAGUUGUUUUAUCAUCUUAGACGAUUUCUAAUUCAUGCUCUGUAUGCUUUAUGCUAAAUCUAUCUUAGACAGUAUUUUCAUGUUUUGUGUAAUUCAAUGAAAAUGCAUUACUAUGUUGGCACUUUUAUUUGUUAAAACAAUUCUGAAUAUUUAGUUGCUUAUGUUGAUGAUUUUAAUAUUGAAAGUGAGCUGAUUGAUUGCUA
Molecule: messenger RNA, 468 nt
Organism: Trifolium pratense (red clover)
Lineage: Eukaryota; Viridiplantae; Streptophyta; Magnoliopsida; Fabales; Fabaceae
Product: 60S ribosomal protein L29-1-like
Exons: 2
Coding region: 81-263 (60 amino acids)
Biological process (GO): cytoplasmic translation
Cellular component (GO): cytosolic large ribosomal subunit; ribosome
Molecular function (GO): structural constituent of ribosome
Source: RefSeq, a predicted model, not a curated record